AUGACAUAUUGCGCCUUCGUCAAGGAUGACUUCCACGGCGACUCCGCAGUUCUCAUCCUCACAUCCCCAGAGACGGCAGCCGGAGAUCUCGGUUUGAUCGACGACUUCGAUCCACGGUGGCUCAGCCCGGGUUCUUCUUCUCUGCCGCCGCGGAUCCCGCCCUACGAGGUCCGGAAGAUACCCGGGAAAGAGCUGGGGGUCGUGGCCAACUCGACGAUUCGCGCCGGAGAGGUCAUCAUGCGUGACUAUCCGACCAUCUUGCAGUCCGUGGCCACGGAAGUGUGGGAGCAGAUCGACCCGAGAGAGGCGCUGUGGGUUCUCGAGGAGGGCUUUGUGCGGCUGCCGAGGGAGGUUCAGAUCAGAGUCUUUGAGCUCGCGAGGAGUACGGGCGGGCAUGUGCUCGAGGAUGUUCUUCACACAAACACCUUUGCGGCCUCAUUCAACAAUGUCAGCCACUAUGGGUUAUUCACAAACAUCGCGAGAAUCAACCACGAUUGUCGGCCAAACGCGGUGACUCGGUACUCUCCACGAACGCUCGCCUUGGAGGUAGUAGCGUACCGUGAUAUUCAGCCAGGAGAAGAGCUGAGUAUCAGUUACUCACCGCUCAACAUGCUCUACGCAGACCGUCAGCGGACCCUGCAGGAGUGGGGAUUCAACUGCACAUGUUCGCUCUGCAGCUCCGCCUCCGCCGUGGCCGCCUCCGACGCCCGCCGCGGACGGAUGCAGGAGAUCGUGUCGGCGCUCAACAACAAAGUCUUCCGCUCAUCGCCGGCGCGCAUGGCGGAGCUUGCGGAGGAACUGGACGGCAUUUUGAAGGAAGAGGGGCUGUCGGCGCAGAAGGGCGACUUUUACGACAUACUCGCGCGGGCUUAUGUAGACAUGGGCGAGGUCGAAACGGGCAGGAGGUAUGCGCGGUUGGCGGUGGAGAAGCUGGUGCACUUUGCGGGGUACGACGACGAGAGGACGGAGAGGGCGAGGGGGCUUUUGGGGGAGUUGGGGAAAGUUGGGGGAGCGUAG
Colletotrichum siamense is the source of this 1017-nucleotide messenger RNA. RefSeq names its product SET domain-containing protein 5 (gene set5-0). The transcript has 5 exons. The record is from RefSeq and is a predicted model, not a curated record. NCBI's taxonomy places the organism in Eukaryota, Fungi, Ascomycota, Sordariomycetes, Glomerellales, Glomerellaceae. Gene Ontology annotation, molecular function: protein binding. Bases 1 to 1017 code for a protein of 338 amino acids.